This is a messenger RNA of Dreissena polymorpha, 1902 nucleotides long. RefSeq names its product poly [ADP-ribose] polymerase tankyrase-like. The transcript has 5 exons. Bases 142 to 1509 code for a protein of 455 amino acids. Gene Ontology annotation, molecular function: protein binding. NCBI's taxonomy places the organism in Eukaryota, Metazoa, Mollusca, Bivalvia, Myida, Dreissenidae. The record is from RefSeq and is a predicted model, not a curated record.
UAGUGACAUUGCUUGGUCAUUCGAUUAAUUUAACAAUCGUAUCGUUUAUUUUUUUCGUUUUCAGUCAGUGAGCUUCAAUUCAUCGUGGACUACGUGUUCACACAGGACGUCAUUGACUCGUCACGCGACCAGAUCUUUGUCAUGCACGUCACGUCGCAGAACUUUGGGCUUCUGGCUGAGGCGUUCAUCCACUACCUGCUAUGCGGAUUCGUUCAAACAAUCAGCACACAUCGUGUAUUCCGCCACGACCAAUUCGUCGAAUUUUUCUUUUCCUACUUGAGCAAGCGAGGAGACCGAGAGAAGAUCAUACUUGCCGUGGAUGCUAAAGUGACAGAAAGUGACGGCAAAAGAAAUGUUGGGGUACUUCUUUGUGCAAUUGAUCAAAAGAAGCCUAACGCAUUGUUGGUUCGAGCUAUACUGAGCACAGGAAUACACGGUCAAACUACGGGUGAGUGGGUCGGGUCGGAGCUGAUAAGCGCCCUCAGUGCGGCGGUGUCGAGGGGCAGCCACGAGAUUUACCUGAUGUUGCUGGAGGCGGGGGUGAAGCUGCAGGGGGUCUUCAUGAUGGACAGCAAGUACCUCACAUGUCUGCCCAUCGUCACAGACAUGAUACAGCGUCAUCGAUGGAGUCAAGAGCACAAGGACGUGGCGCUUGUUCGGGCUGCGAGAAAUCCAGAGAAAACCGGAACCGACGUGGUCAAACUUCUACUGGCAAACGGAGCUUCACCAAACUCUAUACGGGCAGGAACGACCGCCCUGUGUGAGGCAGUGAAGAUAGGAAAUAUGAAGUCGAUCCAACUGCUCUUGGCGGAAAAUGCUAAUCGUUCUUCGAGCGUCAAUGAGCGCGACAUGUCGGAAGGGACGCCGCUGCACCACGCAUGUGACUGGGGACACUUGGAAGUAGUGGAAUACUUGCUGAAAAAGGACGGCGAUGUGAACAUGACUGAUGAAAAUGGUUUCUCUCCAUUCCUGAUAGCGGCCGGCUGGGGACGGGAAGAUGUCAUGAAGGCUCUGCUCACAAGACCAGUAAACCCUCUUAUUGUUGACAAUCAGAAGAACAAUGUUCUGCACAUAUGUGGCGCCACAGGCCGCGAGGGAAUCAUCAACAUGUUACUGGAGAAGUUCCCAGACGAGAUGCAGAGGUUGGUGAUGUUACGCAAUUCCUAUGGUUGGACUCCGAUCGACUUCAGUUAUCGCUGUGGACACUACAAAACAACCAAAGUAUUGGUAAAACAGAUCUUAAAACUGUCCACACCAAGGAGUCUGCACAGUUUGUCGGAUCCGCAAACAUUCGUUCAUACGAGAUUUAGUGUAGUAAGAAAAGAAUUUUUCAAUUUUCAGGAGCGAAACCUUUGUCGAUUCAUCGACGAGAAUUCGGAUAUGCCAAUAUUUCGGAUACCGCGGUGCAAGUGGCAUAUCCAUUCGAGCGGAAAAGAUGAGUUUUAUAAAACAACAGAGUAUGUCAACAAGCAUGAAGAAAAACUACGUUGGUGUUUGGCUAAAAACUAAUCAUUAGUUUUAUGUACUGCCACAAAACAUUGAUAAUGCGUGUUGAUUUUCAUAUAAACAUGUUGAUUGUUAUUGUUUACCUUCAGGAUCACAUAUCACAUUAAGUACCAAUAUUGCAUAUUUAUAAAUAUAAUGUGAUUUUGAAAAAAUACGAGUUAGUCCUUAGCAUCAGAGUAAAGAUGACCAAAUACAAAAAAACGACAAGAAUAUGCCAUUAUCCAUCCGGUUCGAGACAGAUUCAAUCAAGUAAAGACAUUUGGAAAGAAAAGUCACCUGUCAGGAAAAAAAAAGGUUGCAAAAUAUAAAUGCUUCAAAUAAAUAUAGUGUUGUCUAGAUACAAAAGAAAACAUAGAUUCAUACAUAAGAUUAAGAAGAAGAUAAGUAAUGCUUAAU